CCAGGCCCAGUUCAAAGGCAUUUCUUCUGCCUGUUUCCAUGAGAGAGCAGAGCAAAACCUACCUCCGCUCCCCUCCCCUCAACGCCGCCGUCACUCCUCUUGCUUGUCGCCGGCGACCAUGGCAGAUGCCGCAAGAGGAGCAACAGGGCCGCCUCCCCACGGCAGCCUCAGCCUCCCGGACGAGAUCACCAUCUGGGAGAUCCUCGUCCACCUGCCUCCCAAAUCGCUUCUCCGCUGCCGUGCCGUCUGCCGCGCCUGGUGCGGCGCCACCUCCACCCGCCGCUUCUUCCUCGCCCACCACGCCCUCCAGCCCACCCUCCCCCUCCUCUACGACUACAACUUCGUCGGCGACGAGGUCGAGUCCCUGGACAUCAUCCCCUUCGACCACGCCCUCCAGCCCGUCGCGCGGCUUCAACAAGCCUCCGACUUUCACCAUCUGGAGGCCUGCUGUGACGGCCUCCUCGUCCUCUCCUUCCGCAACAACUGGCGCUUCGCCAUCUGCAACCCUGCUACUCGUCAGUACGCUCCCCUCCCGCUGGCCUAUGGCCGUAAUGGCGAGUACUCGCUCCUGGGGAUCUACCCGCACAGCCCCACCGGCGACUACCGGCUACUGAUGUACCGGUACUCACCAUUGAUGCAUGAUGAACUGGUUGCAGAGCUCACUGUGCGGUUCGGAAGGUUUGACGAAAGUUCUUGGGUAGUGGCCGUGCCUUGGGAUGGUGACGUGCUCCUACUGGUCAAUUUUGGUGACUGGCUACUUCAGGUUGACAUUGAGGGCAAGCUGGUCGCUACUUUCCAUCGCAGAGGCCUCGGUCCUGCAAAUCUUCGGCUCAAGCAAACUCUUGUUCAACAUACCUUCUUUCCGACACUGGAGGGCUAUGUUGCAAACUCUCCGCCUUUCAUCUGACAGAUGUCAUGUCAGCUGAUGAUCUAACGGCCUAGUUGUUAGUAACUUAGUAUCCUAUGAGUCAUAAGCUGCUAUAUCAAGUUUGAGCCUGCGGCCUUCUCUGUCGAGUGUCGAUGCAUAUAAAGCUGUGAUCAGGAAGCUCUUGUAAGAAGUAUUGGUUUAAACAGAGAAGUUGGCUGAUGAUACCAAUCUGUGGUAAUACUAAGUUUGAUUGAUCAAGUUACUGCCAAAAAGUCAUUGCAAUGUUGCUGGUGCUGUGAAGAAUACUUGUCAGAAUAAUUUGGUUGCUAGGAACAUCCACUUUAUUGUUUUUUUCUGCCAACAAGACUCAGCAUACGUUGCUGUUGUUGCUGACCAGGCACCCUGUGCAUUCUAGACGCGUUUCUUUGUUCCUGCAUGCAGCAAGAAACAGGUGAUCGGGAACAAGAAAAAAUGUUUGAAGUUGAUCGCUGGAACCUACCUUGCAGCCGGUAUGUUCAAAAUUCAGACUGCAUGACGACGAACAUAUAACAACAGCAAGAUCCCACUAGCCCUGAGCAAGCAUAUCUUCAAAGCUAAGAAAUAUAUGUCGACUCCCUGACCAUGGAUCGCCUAUUUUUUGUGUAGAAAAUAGAUAUGUAGUCAAUACUGACCUGCGGCUCCGACGAUGGUCACCAGGGGGAUGAUGCAUCAGGCAGCAAUACAACAGUAAUCUGACAAGCAGAAUUCGGGCAGAGUUGGUGAUCACUGUGUGAUGAGAGUCUGGGACAGGACUGUCUCCGUCUCCGGCCAACACCAGGAAGCGCUUCUGUUGGCGGCACGUGUACAGUCGGCAUAUGCCAAUUUCUUGAACUGAAGAAUCGACUUUGCCUUUUAUCCAGGUCUUCUUUUUAUUCUUGAGUGAUUAUCUAGUUUUGUUCUAGCUGAGGAUGAAAAUGUGGCUGAUUAUCAUCUCAAUUCGGCCACUUGCUAUACUUUCACCUGAUUGUAAGAAGUGCUUGGAGGACUACCCGUCACAUUGAAUAGAAUGAUUGCAUUGUAGUCCACUUUUUUUCAGUAAAAUGUCUUGGUGCAACUCAUUCCAUCUAGUUCGGUUCUGAAAAUGCUCAGUUGUAAUUC
Molecule: messenger RNA, 2005 nt
Organism: Triticum aestivum (bread wheat)
Lineage: Eukaryota; Viridiplantae; Streptophyta; Magnoliopsida; Poales; Poaceae
Product: F-box protein At5g18160
Exons: 2
Coding region: 119-907 (262 amino acids)
Molecular function (GO): protein binding
Source: RefSeq, a predicted model, not a curated record